CAAAUAUUCAAUACAAUAAUUUUGCGGAAGUUUCCAUUAUAGACGCCGGUCUCUAACCCCUGUCCUAACUUAUUUAUUUCUUUUUUAUGGUUUGUUUUAUUGCUUAAUUUUCUUGAUUCUUGAGUCUCUGAUAUACUACUAAUAUUUUUGCAUUCUUGAUUAUCAAACUGAAGCCAAAAAAAAAAAAAACAUGAAAAUAUUGUUGAAUCUUUUAAUAAUUUUAUCUCUAGGGUCAGUUUCUAUUCCGACAAUCUCCGCUAGAUUCUACCCCAACAUAACAAUUACUCCUCCUAAUUUACUCCCUAACUACACAAAUCCCGCCUGGGACUCGUUCAAGAAACUCGCCGGCUGCCGCUCCGGCGAAACACUCGAUGGUCUAGCGAAGCUCAAGAAUUACUUUCGCUACUUCGGUUACAUUCCCAACAAUCUUUCCAACUUCACCGAUGACUUCGAUGCUACUCUUGAAUCCGCCAUCAAAACCUACCAACAGAAUUUUAACCUCGAUGUCACCGGUGAGCUCGACGAGAAAACAAUCGACCAACUCGUCCGGCCGAGAUGCGGCAACGCUGAUAUUGUCAACGGCAGCACGACAAUGAAUUCCGGCAAGUGGCAAACGACAACGUCGUUUCGCACGGUUGGUCAUUACACGUUUUUUCCUGGUACUCCACGCUGGCCAGACAGCAAGCGGGAUCUAACGUACGCGUUUCUGCCCGAGAAUCAGCUGACUCCGGAGGAAAAGAGCGUGUUUUCACGCGCCUUCGCUCGGUGGUCAGCGGUCAUACCCAUGACAUUUACCGAGACGAAUUCUUUCAGUUUUGCUGACAUUAGGAUUGGGUUUUUCAGCAGUGACCACGGCGACGGAGAGCCGUUUGAUGGGGUUUUAGGAACCCUAGCGCAUGCAUUCUCACCGCCGAGUGGGCGAUUACAUUUAGACAACGACGAGGACUGGGUGGUGUCCGGUGAUAUUAGCAGAUCGACGUUAUUGUCAGCGGUGGAUUUAGAGUCUGUGGCUGUGCAUGAAAUCGGGCAUUUGCUUGGGUUAGGUCAUUCAUCUGUUGAAGAGGCGAUAAUGUAUCCGUCAAUUCCUUCAAGAAGUAGAAAAGUUGAACUGGCGAACGAUGAUAUUGCUGGGAUUCAGGUCUUAUAUGGUUCCAACCCGAAUUUCAAUGGGUCAUCUUCAUCGACACCGUCCGCUCAGGAAAGGGAAACUAGUGGGGCAUAUGAUCAUGUACGUGCAAUACAAGGGUGGUGCCUGAUGGUUUUAGUUAUUGCUGUUUCAUUUUUGGUUUUGUAAAUAUGAAAGUAUCAUUGUUUUGUUAUUUGAUUGAUAUUGGAUUGACAUGUAAGAUAUAGAUUACAUAUAUGAUUUAUAUAGAGCACAUUUUUUUUAUAAA
Messenger RNA from Mercurialis annua (annual mercury), 1394 nucleotides. RefSeq names its product metalloendoproteinase 5-MMP-like. Gene Ontology annotation, biological process: extracellular matrix organization; collagen catabolic process; proteolysis. The coding region runs from base 191 to 1294 and encodes 367 amino acids. Gene Ontology annotation, cellular component: extracellular matrix. The transcript has a single exon. Gene Ontology annotation, molecular function: metalloendopeptidase activity; zinc ion binding. The record is from RefSeq and is a predicted model, not a curated record. Lineage: Eukaryota; Viridiplantae; Streptophyta; Magnoliopsida; Malpighiales; Euphorbiaceae.